AUGAUGAUAAGAGAGGCAGAGAAAGAACUGAAUGCAGAUGAACUGAUCAGCAGAAGAAAUGACAUCUCACUGCAAGAUGCAGCUACUACUGCCACAGCUAUAAGAGAUGUAGAAGAAGAAGAUAUGAUAAUGAGAGCAGUGCUUCUGCAGUUCAUUGACACUGCUGUCUUCAUCUUCAAUCUGGCUUUCUUAACAGUCAUGAAGGCUGCAGCUGUAUCAUAA
This is a messenger RNA of Blastomyces gilchristii SLH14081, 222 nucleotides long. RefSeq lists its product as uncharacterized. The record is from RefSeq and is a predicted model, not a curated record. NCBI's taxonomy places the organism in Eukaryota, Fungi, Ascomycota, Eurotiomycetes, Onygenales, Ajellomycetaceae. The transcript has a single exon. Bases 1 to 222 code for a protein of 73 amino acids.